AUGGCGAUGUUGGACGAGAAAAUCGGUUUGGAGACAGACGUCGAGGUCUCCCGUCCGAGCUCUUAUGAGGGCGAAGGCGAGGAGAUCAAACGCGAUCUCAAAUCGCGUCAUAUCAAUAUGAUCGCCAUUGCCGGCAUGAUCGGAACGGGCCUGUUUCUGAGCUCAGGUCAGGUCAUUGCCACUGCCGGUCCUGCAGGCGCUUUUUUGGCUUAUAUUCUUAUGGGAUUUACUACUGCUGGUGUUUCUUAUACUACUGGUGAGAUCUCGGCUUUUAUGCCUUGUUCUGGUGGGUUUGUUCGUCAUGCUACGCGCUUUGUUGAGCCUGCGCUUGGUGCUGCUACCGGUUGGAACUUUUGGUAUACAAUGGCUAUUUCGGCUCCGGCUGAGAUUACAGCCGCUGCGACCAUUGUUCAAUUCUGGAAUCCGCCUGUUGAUCCUGCUGUGUGGAUUACCGUGUUUGGAUUUUGUAUCGCUCUUCUCAACUUUUGCAAUGUCCGUCUCUAUGGAGAGUCGGAGGUUGUUUUUGCUUCCUUGAAGAUCAUGCUGAUCAUCGGUCUGAUCAUCGGCGGUAUUGUCAUCGACCUCGGUGGCACUCCUGACCAAGAACGUCUCGGUUUCCACUAUUGGAAUGACCCAGGCGCCUUUAACAACUAUAUUUCAGAUGGUUCGGUGGGAAAAUUCCUGGCUUUCUGGAAAGUCCUCUUGACAUCCGCGUUCAGUUUCGGUAACAUCCAAGUCGUCGCCAUUGCCGGUGCCGAGACGAGAAACCCGCGCAAGAUCAUUCCUGAUGCGACCCGGAAGACAUUCAUCCGAGUAUUUGUUUUCUACGUUCUGAGUAUCUUCGUCGUUGGUCUCAUUGUACCAUACAACGACUCAAAGCUAGUCAUCUCAACCGGAACAGCCAGCCAAUCCCCAUUUGUCCUGGCAUUCCAACGCUCCGGCGUGAAAGUCGUACCGCACAUUAUCAAUGCAGUAGUCUGCACAUCAGCCAUCAGCAGCAGUUCCAGCUGUAUCUUCAUCGCCUCGCGAACAUUAUACGGACUUAGUCAAGACGGCCACGCACCAAAGUUUUUCCAGCGCUGCAACCGCUUCGGAACUCCGUACUUCGCUGUCGGUUUGACCGUUCUGCUUUUGCCGCUGAUGUAUAUGUCCGAGGGUAGUAACUCGUCGACUGUGUUUAAUUGGUUUGUUAACAUUACUACUGUCGCUGGUCUCAUAGGCUGGAUUGUUAUUGAGGCGACUUAUUUGCGUUUCUUUGCUUGUUUGAGGAAGCAGGGGUAUUCUCGUGAGGAAUUGCCUUAUAAAACUCCCUUCCAGCCGUAUACGGCUUGGGCUACCGGGUUCAUGGUUGUUAUGAUUGUUUUGACUUCAGGCUAUGAUGUCUUCUGCGAAGGUAGAUGGAACACGUCCACAUUCCUAACUUCAUACCUUAAUAUCGCUAUCUUCGCCGCCCUCUACAUCUUCUUCAAAAUCUUCCUCAAGUCAAAAAUCAUUCCCCUAGAAGAGGUCGAUAUCAAAUCCGAAUUCGACCUUAUUGCGAAAGAAAAGGCCGCUGGCCAAUACCUCACCACCGAACAACUAGAUUGGCCCUGGUGGAGACGACUUCUGCAUUGGAUUUGA
Penicillium antarcticum is the source of this 1620-nucleotide messenger RNA. RefSeq lists its product as uncharacterized. Gene Ontology annotation, cellular component: membrane. Gene Ontology annotation, biological process: amino acid transmembrane transport. The record is from RefSeq and is a predicted model, not a curated record. Lineage: Eukaryota; Fungi; Ascomycota; Eurotiomycetes; Eurotiales; Aspergillaceae. Bases 1 to 1620 code for a protein of 539 amino acids. Gene Ontology annotation, molecular function: amino acid transmembrane transporter activity. The transcript has 7 exons.